Molecule: messenger RNA, 2262 nt
Organism: Fonsecaea multimorphosa CBS 102226
Lineage: Eukaryota; Fungi; Ascomycota; Eurotiomycetes; Chaetothyriales; Herpotrichiellaceae
Exons: 6
Coding region: 1-2262 (753 amino acids)
Biological process (GO): regulation of DNA-templated transcription; DNA-templated transcription
Molecular function (GO): DNA binding; DNA-binding transcription factor activity, RNA polymerase II-specific; zinc ion binding
Source: RefSeq, a predicted model, not a curated record
AUGUCUACUGCAAUCUCUACCGGAAAGAAGCGACGUGCUCCCAUUGCAUGCACGGCUUGCCAUGUUCGGAAAGUCCGUUGCAAUGUCGUCCUUGUUGGCCAGCCCUGCUCCAACUGCCACCAAGACCAGACUGAAUGUGCUUUGCAUGUCUCGGCCAGAGGUAAACACAAACGGCGAAAACUGAACAAGAAUAACCACGCCCGCUCUGGCACGCCCGCUUCGUUGUCUUCGGCUGGACCAACUGCGGAGGCUCAUAACCCCCCAACGGGCUCUACCGAUCUUCCGGACUCGAAUCACUCGAUCGCCCUGCCAUUAGAACCACCAUCGCGGGAUGAGUAUGAGUCCAAGGCCAAUGUGGAAGCUUACAGGAAUAUUGUCGAUGCAGUUGAGACGAGCGGAGCCAAGGUCCCGCUGUAUGUCGGCGAGCUCCAAUCGCUUCGUUUCAUAUUCCAUGUGGCCAGAGACAAGAGCAUCGCCUCCAAGGCCCAUUACCUAGUUCCUCAGCCAAAGAGGCGUCAAUUGUCACCGGAAGAGUACGCCUGUCUACAGGCCAAGGGGGCAUUCUCAACGGAGUCGGAUGACCUGAGGGACGAGCUCCUUGGCCUGUUUUUCGAUUAUGUCUACCCGAUCCUGCCGAUUGUGGACCCUUACGAUUUUCGUCGUCGGUACGAGGCUGGCGGUGUCCAAAGCAUCAGUCCGCUCUUGCUUCAGAGCAUGUUUCUUGCUGCAUGCAACUUUAUCUCGACAGAUGGGCUCACAAGGUCCGGCUGGCCGUCGCUCAAGCAUAUGAAGAGAAGAUUCUACGAGAGAGCCAAGGCACUUUACGACUUCGAGUACGAAACGGACAAGAUAUGCCUGAUCCAAUCAGUCCUACUGCUUGGUUAUUGGUUGGGACAAGCCCACGACAGGACCGACAGCUGGCACUGGGUAGGUGUAGCAAUCAGCUUGAGCCAGAGCGUCGGUUUUCACCGUGAUCCGGGCUUCUCAGAUGUGCCUCCGUCUCAGCGCAGCCUAUGGAGGAGGAUCUGGUGGUGUUGCUUCUACCGGGACAGAUGCAUCGCGCUGGGAAUGGGACGGGCGUUCCGCAUCAACGCCAAAGACUGUGACGUGAAGGAACUUACCCUUGAAGACCUCGUGCACACCACGCCCAGCUCCUCGACGUCGUCGUCCAACUCAACCUGGAAUUUGAAUGAGGAAAGCGCAGCCAUUGUGGCCAAGUGCAAUAGCUACGCCCCAAUAUUUUUGGAGAUUGUCAAAUUGAGCCAGAUCUUGGGCGAAGUGCUUGCGUCUGUGUACAGGCCCAGAAGUGAGCCGAUUUCGUGGAGCGCGGUGGAAUUCCUUGAAGACAAGCUCGCUCGCUGGCAGGUGGCCCUCGGCCCGCGAUGUCGAGUCGACACUCCGCUUACUACCUUGAACGAACCCAUUGCCAUGACAUUGCACAAAUACUACAUCCAGAUCCUGCAUCAUGUCACAGUGGUUACCAUGUACAAACCUUUCGUCUUCCAAGACGGCAUACUCCCGACUCGACCUGAAAGGGAUAUCCGCGCACGGAUCGCGUGGGAAGGAUGCCAGUUGUCGGCAUUCGCGGCAACAGACGGCUUCCGAAAGCUCAGCGAGCUCGAGCUCGUCCGAUUCCUACCUCCUGAAAGGCAAGACAAGACGACUUUCUUUUUCUUCCUCAACAUCUUCUCACCUAACCUUAUCGGUCUCUAUUUCAGCUCGGUGGGCGAUGUGACGAUGCUCAUCUCUAUUAUCGCGAUCCUCUUCGUGGCAAAAUGCCUCUCGACAGGCAUGAAAUGGCACCUGGCGAGCCAGAACCUUGACCUCGCCAUGCUGGUCGUCCAGCAGUUACAGGAGAAGUACCUGGCCGCCAGGUUCAUCUUCGCGUACUACACGGCGGCGUUUGAAAAGGUGUGCCCCUCCCAACGACCGCAGUUGGAUGCCGCCUCGACGUCAGCACCGGCAUCUUCUACUUUGCCAGCGGCCUCCUGCUCCAAUGCAUUUCCCACCUCGACCGCUUCUUCCAUCACCACUAAUACCGCCAACGUUGAAAAUAUCCCGAGAAUAUAUGACAGAGGCGUCGAGGCGCGCGGCGGUGGCCCUAGCACGGCCAGCCCGUUCAACGCGGUCGAGUCCUUCUCCUCGGGACAGGAGGAUCAUCUGGGCACUUGGGCGGAGUGUUUCCCGGCGAGCAUGGCCGCGGAUUUUGACAUCUUGUUCGGGGCCGAGGGCAUCAUGAGAGGGUUUGAGGAACUUGUUUAA